Molecule: messenger RNA, 2199 nt
Organism: Guillardia theta CCMP2712
Lineage: Eukaryota; Cryptophyceae; Pyrenomonadales; Geminigeraceae
Exons: 14
Coding region: 1-2199 (732 amino acids)
Biological process (GO): carbohydrate metabolic process
Cellular component (GO): membrane
Molecular function (GO): galactoside 2-alpha-L-fucosyltransferase activity
Source: RefSeq, a predicted model, not a curated record
AUGCAUCGGACAAGGAAAGGAAAAUGGCAGACCUUGUUUGUCUUGCUAGCCUUCAUUCUCUGUGCUCGCUGCGAAACUUCAGAGCUCGAGACACUGGACAUUGAAGAGGAAGCGAGACAGUUUUGCCUGGAGAACCAUUACCAUGAAGCUUGCUGUGAGUCAAGAUACCACGGAGGAGAGAUAGAUUGCUCCUCUUGCUCUGAAGAGGUACACAGUAGUAUCGCCACAUGUACCCAGACGUACAUCUCAGAGCACAACAAAAGACAGAGAGCGAUUCACUCUGCUCCCUUGCUCCGGGUCGCCCUCCUCUCUCCCCUCCACUGGUCUGUGCAUGACGCGAGCAGCAGCAAUCCUUUGAUGGUCUCAGGCAAAAUCUUCGGGAUAGAUUCCACAACGCCCCCGGACACGCACAUCAACGUCCUCCUCUCAGGUUUCUCAGAGGUUGCCGUCCCUCUGUCCUCCUUCUGCUCUCUCAACCCCCCGCUCGCUCCCUGCGAGUUUCGCAUCCCGGUAGGAAGAGACAUGCUGGGGAAGGGUACGCGCGUCCUGGCUGCUCGGCUCGUGAAGGGAAGCGAAUGGUCGAGCAGCAUUGGACCUGUAGCAGAGCUCUCCUUCCGCUGCCAGCCUCGCUUCCUCUCCUCCUGGGACCAGAACUCGUGCUGGAAGGGAUUCUUUGCUAGCACGCCGCGGUAUGACGCAUGCUUGCGCGAGGAUGGGGCUCGAAUGGUUGAAUGGAGGAGGAGGAGGAUGGGGAAGAGAGGGGGAAGGGAAGGGGAAGAGGAGGAAGGCAAGGGUGAUGAAAAGUGUCUGCAGCAUCUUUGGACGCACAAGGAGUGGAAGGAUGUGUCCGAAGAGGAUGGGGUCGGUUCGGGUGAUCUCAAGUGCCUAGGGAGAGAGUGGAGGUCACCGCAGCGAUAUGAUGGGAUGAGCCUGAAUGUCACAAAGGGACAGCAAGUUGGACUCGUGCUGGUGCUGAGAAGGCCGAGGAGGAGGGAGCUGAAACGAUUCCUCCUCGAGUUGCAGCAGCAGAGCGAGGACGCAGGGAUUGUUGUCUUCACUGAGGACCCCCCUACUGUUGCCUCCAUCCUGUACCGUGUAUCCUCUAGCUUUCAAGUUCACUCUAUCGGAAAACAAGGGCAGGAGCAGCAAGUCAUAGAGGCUUUCCUCUCCAGGGCCAGUGAGACAUUUUCUACCCUAUGCGCUCUGUCCGGUCAGCCAACCUCUGCUCAGGAUACUUCUUGGACGUGCAGCUCCAGCUCUAACUUUCCUCCUCACUUGAUUGAUACGACUGGUGUUGUCCUCCCUGACGACAACAACCAACAACGGGCUACCUCCUACGUCUUCCCGAGGCUCUACGGCCUUAUGGGAAACGUCCUCUUCCAGGCACCUACCCCGAGGUGGGAGGUAGGGUUGCCUCUGCCGCAAGAUCACAAGCAGUGUGCAAAGACAUUCAUGUCUUCAGUGUUCUCAUCGCUCAUGAUAAAUAGACUUGACCUUACAUCACAUGAGGUGAACGACUUGAUGUAUCUACAAGAGGGAAAGUGUCAUAUUUGUCAUCACAAUCUUACAGAAGAUGCUUUGACAGCCUCUUCAGGAACUGAUCUGAUGAUCCAUGGAUGGCGACAGUCCUACAAGUACUUCUGGCAUCGACGUGCAAAGAUGAUCGAUGCCUUCUCCCUCCCUCCUCACCUCGAACAAGUUGCACAGCACCACCUGAGGAGGCUGAUCGGGGAAGAGGCUGAUCGGGAAGUAGUUUCAGUCCAUAUCAGACGCGGGGACCUCCUGUCAGAGAAAGGGACCUUGCUGUCCCUCUCCUACUACGAGAGGGCGUUCGAGGAGUUUGACGAGGAUGUCCUGUUUCUUGUCUUCUCGGAUGACAUCCCAUGGUGCAAAUCGACGGCUCUGUUUCGAAGACUCAAAAACGUCGUCUUCGUGGAGCUCGGAAUCGACUUCCUCGAGCUGCGCAUGAUGUCGAUGUGCGAUCACCACAUCGUUGCGAACUCAACGUUCAGCGUCUGGGCUGCAUAUCUACAUAGCCUUCCACCUUGGAGGAGGAGGAGGAGGAGGAGAAGAAAGAGAAAGUCGAAAGUCGUAUGUCCUCAGAUUUGGGGCAGAGGCGACGAGGGUGGAAAGCAAUUCGGAGAGGGGGAAGUUUAUCCACCAGAAUGGAUUCGCAUCCCCAACGACUUUGUCAGGUGA